Molecule: messenger RNA, 702 nt
Organism: Rubroshorea leprosula
Lineage: Eukaryota; Viridiplantae; Streptophyta; Magnoliopsida; Malvales; Dipterocarpaceae
Source: the annotation of a GenBank genome assembly
AUAAACACACUGUGGUGCUUGAAAGUUUUGUUGGCAUUUCCCCUUAAACUGCAUCCAUCUUGAACCAUCCAAGUAAGCAUCUUUUUUUAGAGUGCCCAUUAUUGUUUAAUCCCUUAACUUUAGCAUGAAUAAUUUGACCUCAUAUGUGAGACUUUUUUAGACAUAGCUGCUAAUCAAAGACCAGCUCCCAAGAUGAUUUCCACCGCUACUAUCUUGAAAGAGGCUAAGGAGCUUUAACUUAUGGUGCUUGAGUCAACUAGUGGUCACUAAGCCAUUGAAAGACUUUCUCAUCUACCCUCAUUGGAGAUGCCCAGGCUUUGUGAGUGUGUGACCUCGAAAGAAGAAACUUUAUCAAUUGCAAGCAACACUAGAUCUCUUCCUUCCUUGAUGCUUUCUUCCAGCCAUGUGGUUGAACAUGAAAUACCAACUACAGUUAUAACACAGUCAAUUGACCAAGAAGCAAGCAAAUGGUGUUCGUCUAUAGAUCAUGUGGGAAUGGUAUCGUUCUUAAGUGGCCUAUGGGACUGGUCAAACUAUGUAGCCAAGAUGCUAAGUUGUCAUAGAUGGGAGCCUUAACAGAUGCAAUCUCAUUAGUAAACAAUGACUAUUGUUGUCUUUCCAAUAUGCUUCGCGCCCUCAUCAAGGUAUGGUCUCCAAGUACCAAUACAUUUUUACCUUUUACAAGAAAGAUUGAAAAUUUUC